AUCAUCUAAGCAGAACAUGCGUCUGUUAUCCCUCCGCCGCUCACUCCCUCCCUCACUUCUCCUCCGCCGCACCAUGUCCUCCUCCACCGCCGCCCCCAUCACCCCCGCCACCACCAAGCUAGGGUGGAUCGGCACGGGCGUGAUGGGCAGCUCGAUGUGCUCCCACCUCCUCAAAGCGGGCUUCACCGUCACCGUCUUCACCCGCACCAAAUCCAAGGCCCAAACCCUCCUCUCCAUGGGGGCCCACUGGGCCGAUUCCCCCAAAUCCCUCGCCUCCCAAUCCGACGUCGUCUUCUCCAUCGUCGGCUACCCCUCCGACGUCCGCCACGUCCUCCUCGAUCCCUCCUCCGGCGCCCUCUCCGGCCUCCGCCCCGGCGGCGCCCUCGUCGACAUGACCACCUCCGACCCCUCCCUCGCCCUCGAGAUCCACUCCGCCGCAGCCUCCGCCGGCUCCUCCUCCGUCGACGCCCCCGUCUCCGGCGGCGACCGCGGCGCACGCCUCGCCGCGCUCUCGAUCUUCGCCGGCGGAGACGAGGCCGUGGUCAGCCGAUUAACCCCUCUCCUCAGCUGCCUGGGUAGGGUUUACUACAUGGGCGGCGCGGGGAAGGGGCAAUUCUGUAAAUUGGCAAAUCAGGUGACGAUUGCGUCGACGAUGGUGGGAUUGUGCGAGGGUUUGAUCUACGCGCAUAAGGCCGGUCUCGAUUUGGAGAACUAUCUCACCGCUAUUUCGACUGGCGCUGCCGGAUCGAAAUCGCUCGAUCUGUACGGCGCGAGGAUUUUGAAGAGGGAUUUCGAGGCAGGAUUUUACGUGAAUCAUUUCGUGAAGGAUUUGGGGAUUUGUUUGAGGGAAUGCCAGAGCAUGGGGCUGUCACUGCCGGGGCUGGCCUUGGCACAGCAGCUUUACGUAUCGCUUCAGGCUCACGGUGAGGGCGAUUUGGGGACGCAGGCGCUAAUUCUGGCGCUCGAGAGGCUUAAUAACGUAUCGAUUCAGCCGAUCUAAGCCGGGAAAGUUGGUGUUAAUGAUGGUGGAGCUUGUAUCGUGGUUAUCAUGAAUGGUGUUUCUUUUUGUCUGUGAGAAUGCAAAUAUGUAAUUCAUCACAAUAAAGGUUGUCACAUUUAUGUGAGAAAUAAUGUUUCACUA
Messenger RNA from Salvia splendens (bonfire salvia), 1141 nucleotides. Its product is annotated as 6-phosphogluconate dehydrogenase family protein. The record is from RefSeq and is a predicted model, not a curated record. Gene Ontology annotation, molecular function: oxidoreductase activity; NADP binding; NAD binding. The transcript has 2 exons. NCBI's taxonomy places the organism in Eukaryota, Viridiplantae, Streptophyta, Magnoliopsida, Lamiales, Lamiaceae. The coding region runs from base 17 to 1000 and encodes 327 amino acids.